AUGGAGUCCAACGGUUACUCUCACGCAGAGUCGCUCCUCGAGCCUCUGACCCAUAUCAAUCGUGAACAUUUGGCCGCCAUGGCCGACGCCGCUGUUGCAGAUCAGAACGACUUCAACCCGUCAUCACCUUCUAGUCCCGGCCAGAAGCGAAAACGUGGUGCACCUGAGUCGUCACCUGAUACGCGACGUGCUAAACGUGUCGUUCCCACUGGAGCCCUCUCAGGUGCUCCUGAUGCGGCAUAUGUCGAGAGUGCUGUUGAAGCUGCGCAGGCAGCCGCGCAAGCAGCCACUAAUGCCGAUUUCACUGCUCUUCAGCAAGCUACAGCUGAUCACCACGAUGUUUCCGACCAUGCCAAUGCAUCAAGCACUGCUGCUGCCGCUCUUGGAACAAUGUACCCUACCAUCCAUGUCCCCCAGUCCACCGAGGAGACAUUUGCUGCACAGGCAGCAGCUGAAGCAGAACAUCACCAAGAUUCGUCGUUUGCGCACACAGACAUGCUCCACCCGGACGGUCUUCCUGGCCCAGCCGCAGACAACCUCGGACAGCAACCUCAGAAUGGCAUUCGUUCAGCCCAGCCCUAUGGAACUACUUCAUCAUCCAACUCCAAGCCAGCUGUAGGUUCAGAAGAGUGGCAUAAAAUGCGUAAGGACAACCACAAGGAAGUCGAGCGUCGCCGCCGAGAGACUAUCAAUGAAGGUAUCAACGAGCUUGCUAAGAUUGUGCCUGGAUGUGAGAAGAACAAGGGCUCGAUUCUACAGCGCGCUGUAAUCUUCAUCACGCAGUUGAAGGAAAACGAGGCCCAGAACAUCGAGAAGUGGACAUUGGAGAAACUACUUACGGAACAGGCCAUCCAAGAACUCAGCGCCUCUAAUGAUAAGCUCAAGCAAGAGUGCGAGCGAGCCUACCGAGAGUUGGCAAUAUGGAAGCAAGUGGCUCAGAAUGCCGGACUCCAGCCCCCGCAGUCCAAGGAAGAGUCGUCAUCUUCGUAA
Messenger RNA from Annulohypoxylon truncatum, 990 nucleotides. RefSeq lists its product as uncharacterized. Gene Ontology annotation, molecular function: protein dimerization activity; DNA-binding transcription factor activity. Gene Ontology annotation, cellular component: nucleus. The record is from RefSeq and is a predicted model, not a curated record. The transcript has 2 exons. Bases 1 to 990 code for a protein of 329 amino acids. NCBI's taxonomy places the organism in Eukaryota, Fungi, Ascomycota, Sordariomycetes, Xylariales, Hypoxylaceae.